AUGAUGGCUGUGAAUAUUGCAAUCCUUAUAACCACCUUGCUCUGCAUUCUCUCAACAGCGUCGUGUGGGCGGUUGAUAGUUGGUGCAAGGACCGAGAUUGCUGACGUGAAGACAAACAUGGAGAUGCAGGAGCUUGGCAAGUUCGCGGUAGAGGAGUACAACUACAAACAAACCAACAACGGUGGAGAGGCGUUGAAGUUUGUGGAGGUUGUGGAGGCGGAGAAGCAAGUGGUGUCAGGGAUGAAGUAUUAUCUCAAUAUUUCAGCCGUUGAUCAUAAUGGUGUUCCUAGAAUGUUCACUUCCGUUGUGGUGGUCAAGCCGUGGCUGCAUUAUAAAAAGGUUCUUCAUUUUGGGGAUUCAUCUACCUUCCACCAACUACAACAUACUACUAUGUAA
Messenger RNA from Vicia faba (fava bean), 396 nucleotides. Lineage: Eukaryota; Viridiplantae; Streptophyta; Magnoliopsida; Fabales; Fabaceae. The record is from the annotation of a GenBank genome assembly.